Haliotis rubra (blacklip abalone) is the source of this 2659-nucleotide messenger RNA. RefSeq lists its product as uncharacterized. The record is from RefSeq and is a predicted model, not a curated record. NCBI's taxonomy places the organism in Eukaryota, Metazoa, Mollusca, Gastropoda, Lepetellida, Haliotidae. The transcript is spliced from 5 exons. Bases 139 to 1158 code for a protein of 339 amino acids. Gene Ontology annotation, biological process: signal transduction. Gene Ontology annotation, molecular function: protein binding.
CUGAAUGGUCGUGAGCGGGUAUUGUCAGAGCCCUAUAUUGAUAGCGACCCGUUAUUGUCGGCGCGGGAGAGUCAAGGAUUGUACAGUGACAGUUUUAAAAGACAGUUUGAGUAAUGCAGGAAACCGUAAAAAUCAAAGAUGUCUGCCACAAAAGUAAGCUCACCUAAAAGAGAAUCAGCAAAGACCAAAUCAAAGACAAGCUCUCGACCUUCAUCCAGGGGCAGUCACUCUAAACAUCUUGAUGAUCUCAACAAGGAGUCCUCACAACUCAGGGAACAAGUGAUAACACUUCAAACAGAAAAUGAAGAAAUGAAAGAGAAAUUGAGAAUUCUGACAUUGCGUUUAGUCGAAGCAGGGAAACAGAGGGGAAGUGAAAUGGAUUUUGACACAAACUGUGACAUUUUAGAAAUUCCAUUGCUUGAAUUAUUGGCUGUGAUUGCGGACUUGAAUGGGAAUGAAGUGAAGACAGGGUCACAUCAAUUGAAAGAUUUUGAUGAAAACCGGUUAGAAGAGUUAGAAACAAGAGUGACUUUGCUAAAUACAGAACUGGCAAAACUGUUCAAACUGAAGCUAAAGGUAGAGAAUGGUUUGCAGAACAUGGACCGAUGUCAAGAUGUAGGGGAACUCAGGAAGAAGGCCAAGUACCUGUGGUAUGAAUCAUGUGGCACACAGGUGUUCGUUGAACCAAAGAUAAAAGUUGAGGACAAGCCAGCAGUCGAACCAGUGAUUGCCACAACUGUUCCCUUGCCAACUCUCACACCAAUCAGCCACCCAACAUCUGCUCAGAGUAACCUCCCUCAUGCAGUCAGGAUCAACCUGGAGAGGGUGAACAUACCUACUCCUUCCAGUAAGCUGCCUGCCAAUACUCACAUCAACAAUAUGCACAAGGGGCUGCUGCAGCUCGUCAUACAGGACCUCAGUCUGUAUAAAGGCAAUGGAGCUGACUGGCGUUUGAUAGCAGAACGUGUUGGGAUACCAGCUCAACUGAUUGCACAGUGGAAGACAAUGAAACUACCUCAGCCGAUGAAGAAUGUAUUGUAUGUGUGGGGUGAGAGCCAAGGGGCCACAGUGCGCAUGCUGCACCGCCAUCUUGUCUCCCCACAGAUGAGGAGUCUUGUCCUUGCCAAGAGAAUCAGUGACUUCUACCAUGUUGACUGAUGCAUGAUGGGAUCCUGUUGUAUUUCCAUAGCAAAUUUACAUUGAAAACAGUGAUAUAAAUGAUCAUAAUGGUGCAAUUGUAAAAUACUGAAACUUGUAUGGCCAUCUGUAGUCUCAUACACAAUAUUUCAUUGUGAUCUACAUUUCUAUUGAAUUCAUGCAGAAGAAGAUUGUUUCAUGUGUCUGUUGACACUUGAUGAAUGUAAGAGAACAAAAAUUUGGAUCAGUUAUCACCUGAUUUAUAAAUAUGGAAUAAAUAGCUCUGAAAGGGUUGUUGUCGGCACAGGUACUACAGAUGUGUAAUAAUAAUAAUAAUGAGAAUUUAUAUAGCGGUAAAUCCAACCACUAAGUGGGUGCUCAAAGCUCUACAAAAUAAUAAUAAUGUUUGAGUAGAGUUAAUAGUGCAGUUAACAAAGAUGCGUUUUAAGAUGUGAUUUGAAUGCAGCAAAAGAUGGGGACAGUUUUAAAGCAAGGGGCAGUUCAUUCCACAGCGAAAUGUACCCUAAACAAAGUCAAAAUACAGAAAAGUACCUGGUACCAAGAUACCAGUCCAUAUUCCACAUCCAAAAACCCAAACCGUAUAUACUUGGUUCUGAUCAAGAAAACGACACAAUGCAGAAUGGAAUCAUUUUGAGGUAUGUUUCUGUAUUCUGAUAUUGGCGAGGGUACUUUUCUGUAUACAGAAAUAUACCUGGGGUACGUUUCUGUAGUACCUGUGCCGAUGACCCCUUCACCAUAAGUAGCUGCCAGAGGGGGAAGCAAACGUUUAGUAUGAAUUGGCUCGAAGUGUUCUUCAGUAAUCAUUAAUUCUCAUCACUGUGACCAUAACUUGCCCAUUCCAAGUUUACCAAAUUCCUUGUGCCCUAUGAAGAUAGUGUGCCUUUUACUUCUAAUCAGAGAUAUAUUUUAUGAAUUAAUGAUAGACAAUGCCUUGACUAGUAUUUUUAACAUAUAAUUAGUAAGCAAAAUUUCGCAUAAAUAGUUAUACGCUUACUUCAUACAUUUUUUUGCAUGUAUUUCAUAGGAUUAAUCAAGUGCUAAGUAUUCAGAUAUAGGUGCAGUGGCAGUCAUUUUGCCAAGAGACUGCAUUGUCAGUAAGCGAUAUACUCAAACUUAUUUUCAAAGAUGACGAUCUUAUACAAAACAUAAUGAAGUCAUGCUUGCAUGAUUUUUUUUUAGGUUCUAGCUGAAAGUAGGAAUUUUUGUUAUAUCAGCAAUCUAUUUUUUCAGUUAAAAUUUAUUGCUGUGACAUAAUUGUCUAAAAUAUCAGUGUCACAACUGUUUUAGUUAUAGAAAAGGUUUGCAUAUUUUUGUCAUAAGUAGCAGUUUCUUAUCAUUUUUGAAAGAUGACAAUUUACUUUGUCAAGAUGUAAAACUUGGUUAUAUGUUUAUUAAUGUAUUCUUGUGAAGGUUAAGGUCACAUGACAAAAUUGCAAUGGGCAAAUGAUUUAUUAAUUCAAAUUAAACACUAACAACUGCCAAACACCACACACAACUCGAA